Pungitius pungitius (ninespine stickleback) is the source of this 2839-nucleotide messenger RNA. It is a transcript of the gene tmem184a, whose product is annotated as transmembrane protein 184a. The coding region runs from base 376 to 1623 and encodes 415 amino acids. NCBI's taxonomy places the organism in Eukaryota, Metazoa, Chordata, Actinopteri, Perciformes, Gasterosteidae. Gene Ontology annotation, biological process: transport. Gene Ontology annotation, molecular function: transporter activity. The record is from RefSeq and is a predicted model, not a curated record. The transcript is spliced from 9 exons. Gene Ontology annotation, cellular component: early endosome membrane.
UGCGCGACCUGUUGAUCUCCGCUGGCGCCUGCGACUCUCCGCUCCGGUUCCUCGUCGUUCGCGUUUUAAAAGUCGGUAUUUUCCACUCGCGUUUCUGCCGUUUAGCUGCUUCCGGUUGGGACGCGAGCUGUUGAGCUGAGUUUUGUUGGACGUUUUAUUUGAGAUUUUACUCCGCCGAGUUCGUGGACUUCGAUCCGCUUCGAAACGAGGAAGUCCAGCGCGCCAGUCGUCGGGGUCCCUCCGUGAAACGUCGCGUUUGUGUUCUUCUGAAGGUGCGAUCGCGUUUCCCAUGUUGAUCCUAUAAGCGCGUUCGGGACGGUCGCCUGCCCAUCGGACCGGGAUAAAGCUGCCCCCCAACCCCCCCAUCGGGACAAGAUGAAUAUUUCUCUGGAGUCCACGCAUCCAUCGGCUGACAAUGACACCAUGGUCCACCUGGCUGCACCCAUCCUCCCGGUGAAGGCCGACCCCUCCAACAUGACCAUCAUCGAGACCAGCAACGGGACCAUCGUAGAGGACCAGAUGUUUUUAAACACACUGGCUGCUCAGGCCCUCUCGGGAAUAUUUGUCUGGGCCGCCUUGCUCCUAACAUGCCACCAGAUCUACACACACCUUCGCUCCUACACCGUCCCCAACGAGCAGCGCUACAUCAUCCGCAUCCUCUUCAUCGUGCCGGUGUACGCCUUCGACUCCUGGCUCAGCCUGCUCUUCAUCAGCAACGACCAGUACUACGUCUACUUUGACUCUGUUCGGGACUGCUACGAAGCGUUUGUCAUCUACAACUUCCUCAGCUUGUCCUUCGAGUACCUGGGAGGAGAGAGUGGAAUCAUGUCCGAGAUCCGAGGGAAGAGCAUCCAGUCGAGUUGUCUGUACGGCACCUGCUGCCUCGGCGGAAUGAGCUACUCCAUCGGCUUCUUGAGAUUCUGCAAACAGGCGACUCUCCAGUUCUGCGUUGUCAAACCCAUCAUGGCCGUCAUCACCAUCAUCCUGCAGGCCUUUGGCAAAUAUCACGACGGAGAUUUCAACAUAAAUGGAGGCUACCUGUACAUCACCAUCAUCUACAACUUCUCCGUCAGCCUGUCCCUCUACGCGCUCUUCCUCUUCUUCUUCGCAACGAGCGACCUGCUCAGGCCCUACGAGCCGGUGCUCAAAUUCCUCACCAUCAAGUCUGUCAUCUUCUUGUCCUUCUGGCAAGGAAUGGUCCUCGCCAUCCUGGAACGCUGCCGCGUCAUCCCCAAGGCGCUCUACAUCGACGGGCAAGUGGUGGGCGCCGGCACCGUGGCGGCGGGCUGGCAGAACUUCAUCACGUGCAUCGAAAUGUUCUUCGCCGCCAUCGCCCUCCGCUACGCCUUCACCUGCACCGUCUACCAGGAGAAGAAGGACGACGACGUGCAAGAAAACCACCCUCCGAUGCACAGCAUCUCCAGCGGCCUGAAGGAGACCAUCAACCCGGGGGACAUGGUGCAGGACGCGAUCCACAACUUCUCCCCGGCCUACCAGCAGUACACCCAGCAGUCCACGCAGGAGGUGGUGCAGCCGGGCGCCAACGGGAAGGCGGCCGCCGGCAACAAGAGCUCCCGCAAGUCCGACAAGAUCAUGCUCAUCACCUCCGACGAUGAGCUGUAGCCGCCCCCCCCCCUCCCCUCCUCCCCCUCCAGGGGGGGAAACGGCUGUAUCGCACAUUGCAAACAGCUGGAUUGACUCCAGGUGUCUCUACCCCAGUAUUUUAAGGCGGAUUGCUCGCUUCCCUCCUGUUUCUCGGUAGAUCAUUUAGGCAGAGAGGGGUGGAUGGAAUGAAUUAUUAGCAUUUUUUUUUUUUUUUUUUUAUAAACUGGUACCUCAACGACCAAAGAACUCGGCGGUAGUGAAUACUCACUGUAUCAGACACAUCUGCGCAUUUCCCUUGAGUUUAGCUGCUUCACUCAGUGUGUCUGUGCUCGUUCUCCUGAGGUUUGUGCUCCCUCUCUCGCAUCUUCUCAUCUGGAAGCAUUCCUCUGCACGAGUGGAAAGAGCUGACCCUUUUACACUCCUCUUGUAUUUACCGCAGCGUGGACAAAUAAACCCGUCUCCUCCAAAGUGGUGAGUUCCAGGCCCCUCGCUUAAAUUUUCCCGGCAGUUUAAUUCAGCGCAAGUAGACUAACGGCUCAAAAGACGGUUCAUCUUUUGUUGCCUCUGAACGACCGUAAAAGGGUUCGUUCGGGGCACAUUCUUUUCGUUUGACGUGUUCACAUCGCUAUUUAUGUUAUGAUUCCUUGUUCCAGAGAUUACGAAAUAUACGCAGAAUUUGAUAGGUGUACUUCUGGUAAUUCAUAUAUUCUGUUUAUGCAAAAAGGGAACUGUUUGGAUGAUGAAUUUUAGAUAUUUUUUGUAAUUAGUGUGUGUGUGUAGUUUUGAUUUCAGACCAAACACGUCUGUGUGAGUCGAGUUUUUCUCGCUCUGUGUUCUUUUAGAACUUCUCUAUAUUUAUGUGACAUCAUUUUCCUAGUAAACUACUGGAGACCCCUUUUGUAUCAAGUCAAAGGUUGUUUGAAAUUUCAUAUCUUCCUGUGCCAAUUACAGCCGUCUUUCUGGGAAAGAAGAAAUCAAUUGAAUUGGGUGCAAAGAUAUAAUUGACUUGUGUAUCUUGGUCCUAUUUCUGUACUGUAACUUGAAAUAAGUAAAUCUGCACAAUGAGGAUUACAGCUUUAUUUGAAGCCGACUCAUUUAUAGGAAUAAUUUAACAUUCUGCAGAUCAGAGUAGAAACAAAUAGACUUUAUUUGUACAUGAGGGAAGUUCAUUGAGAAAACAUGUAAAUAAAUGAAUGUAAAACCAAGAAUAAUUUAGGUGUCUUUUUUUUAAUAA